This is a messenger RNA of Melanotaenia boesemani (Boeseman's rainbowfish), 3437 nucleotides long. It is a transcript of the gene prkcda, whose product is annotated as protein kinase C, delta a. Gene Ontology annotation, molecular function: ATP binding; diacylglycerol-dependent serine/threonine kinase activity. The transcript has 19 exons. Lineage: Eukaryota; Metazoa; Chordata; Actinopteri; Atheriniformes; Melanotaeniidae. The record is from RefSeq and is a predicted model, not a curated record. Gene Ontology annotation, biological process: protein phosphorylation. The coding region runs from base 562 to 2616 and encodes 684 amino acids.
AAUCUAGGGCAUACUCACCAGCAAUGCAGAUGUUUAGGUGAAGUUAUAGCCCUCUAGGCAGUUUUUUUUUCUUACUUUUUUUUCCAACUCAGGUGAUCAACAGGUUAGAAGGGUUGAGCCUACACCACCACCCCCGUGGUGUAUGAAAAUAUAUAUCUGUAACAGCUUUGUGUGUUUGGGCUGCUGAACAGUGCAGCCUAUGAGAAAAAUAUGUUAACUGAAACGACAUUUACCUCAAUUAGGGCAACUGGGUGGACUACGCUGCCAGCACUGUGGCACAGAAACGCCCUGCGUGUCUCUGAGUACGCGUGUGCAUACCAGGUAAACGUCACAACUUGCAGAGAAAGCCUCUGCGAGCGCGCGCCACACUUCCUCAAUCGACGGAAUCACAGAGCGAAAAAAAAGAGAGGAACAAAAACAGUAACUUUCUUUGGGUUGUAGUCACAAAGAGUCAGCGCUGACUUUGCAAGACGAGCAGCAGCUGGUGUGGACUGUGGAGAAAAGAAAGGGAAACAGUGGUUCAGGGAAGGUUCUCUGAAGGUGAUCCUGGUACCCGUCACCAUGGCACCUUUCUUGAGAAUCGCCUUUAACUCUUAUGACUUGGGUGUCCUGCCUCCUCCGGCUGACCCCCCUUUCUGUGCAAUUAAGAUGAAAGAAGCUUUGACAACUGAACGAGGUAAAACACUGGUUCAGAGGAAGCCCACUAUGUACCCGGCCUGGAAAGCCACCUUUGAUGCACACAUCUAUGAGGGUCGAGUGCUUGAGGUACUGCUGAUGAAAACAGCAGAGGAGCCACUGGCUGAGGUCUCCGUCGGAGUGUCUGUUCUUGCUGAGCGCUGCAAGAAAGCCAAUGGACGUGCUGAAUUCUGGGUGGAUCUCCAUCCUUCUGGGAAAGUGAUGAUGGCAGUGCAGUAUUUUCUAGAAGGUGUGGAUACAGAGAGCAAGCAGUCUGUGAAGGAGGAAGAGGCUCCUACCUUGAAUCGUAGACGAGGAGCCAUCAAGCAGGCCAAGAUCCACUUCAUAAAGAACCAUGAGUUCAUUGCCACAUUCUUCAGGCAGCCCACUUUCUGCUCUGUGUGCAGAGAAUUUGUCUGGGGACUCAACAAGCAAGGCUAUAAAUGCAGACAAUGCAAUGCAGCUAUUCACAAGAAAUGCAUAGACAAAAUCAUCGGCAGAUGUACCGGUACUGCUGCCAACAGUCGGGAUACUGUGUUCCAGAAGGAACGGUUCAAAAUUGACAUGCCACACCGUUUCAAGAGCUACAACUACAUGAGUCCCACCUUCUGUGACCACUGUGGAAGCCUGCUGUGGGGUCUGGUUAAACAGGGCCUGAAGUGUGAAGAAUGUGCCAUGAAUGUCCAUCACAAGUGUCAAGAUAAAGUAGCCAACCUAUGUGGUAUCAAUCAGAAGCUACUAGCUGAAGCAUUAACACAAGUCAGUCAGAAAUCAUCCACUCGCCGUUCAGAUCCGAACUUGCCUCCUCUGCCUGACAUAGGAAUAUACGAUGAAGUUAACAAACUUGCUGGACUCGACAUCACUGAUGGCUCUCCAUAUGGCAGACUGUGGGAAGGGUCCAGCCCACGGCCACAGUCUCGUAUUACUCAUUUGACCCGUGUCAACGUGGACAACUUUAUAUUACACAAGGUGUUAGGAAAAGGCAGCUUUGGCAAGGUUCUCCUGGCAGAGCUGAAGGGACAUGGAGAGUAUUUUACAGUGAAGGCUCUGAAGAAAGAUGUUGUGCUCAUGGAUGACGAUGUAGAAUGUACUAUGGUAGAGAAAAGAGUCUUGGCUUUAGCCUGGGAAAACCCCUUCCUCACACACCUUUACUGCACCUUCCAGACAAAGGAGCAUCUGUUCUUUGUGAUGGAGUAUCUGAAUGGAGGUGACCUGAUGUUCCACAUUCAGGAGAAAGGGCGCUUUGAACUUUACAGAGCCACGUACUACUCUGCCGAGAUCAUUUGUGGUCUUCAGUUCUUGCACUCCAAAGGCAUCAUCUACAGAGAUCUUAAGUUAGACAAUGUGAUGCUGGAUUAUGAAGGGCACAUAAAGAUUGCUGACUUUGGCAUGUGCAAAGAGAAUGUGUUUGGAGAGAAUCGUGCCACGACCUUCUGCGGUACUCCUGACUACAUCGCCCCAGAGAUCCUGUUGGGACAGAAAUACUCAUUCUCUGUUGACUGGUGGUCAUUCGGGGUGUUGCUGUACGAGAUGCUGGUCGGUCAGUCGCCAUUUCAUGGGGAUGACGAGGAUGAGUUGUUUGAGUCCAUCCGCAUGGACACUCCCCACUACCCCCGCUGGAUAAACAAGGAGACCAAAGACCUGCUUGAGCGGUUGUUUGAGAGAGACCCCACACGCAGGCUUGGAAUUGUGGGUAAUAUCCGAUCACAUCCUUUCUUCAAGACCAUUAACUGGCAGGCCUUGGAGAGGAGAGAGAUUGAACCCCCCUUCAAACCCAAAGUGAAAGCCCCCGAUGACUGCAGCAACUUUGAUCGGGAGUUCCUCAGUGAGAAGCCGCGGCUCUCCUACAGCGACAAGAACUUCAUAGAUUCCAUGGACCAGUCUGCUUUUGCUGGUUUUUCCUUCAUAAACCCCAAGAUGGAGCAUCUUUUAGAAAAGUGAAGGAUGUAACACAAGUUUGACUCUGGAGACCUUGUUGUUGUUUGUGGGACAAUUCCUAUACUUGCAGAUGAGUUGGCUGUUCUUCUGUCAGUAUUUGUGUAACGUUAUUUUAGGCACAACAUAUUCUUGGGUACAUAUAGAGGUAGAAAUGAGCCAUUGUACUGUAUAUAUUGAUGUUAUCGUGUUUGUAUGCAUGCUUGUUAAGUGUGGAGGCUGUCAAAGCAUGUAUGAAUAAUAAUAUUAUGAUGGGAAGGUAAAAAUUUUACAUUCCACCUGAUGCUACCAUCUGCUGUCAUUUUUGUCCCUAUAACAUGCAGUUCAAGUCAGUUGAUUAAAAAAAUAUAUAAAGGGGAAGAAAUUAAUGAACUGUUUUUCAGAUGUAGAUUGUGUAAAUGAAGUGACUGCAUGUUUAUGAUUCAGAACAAUCAUAACCUGUCCAUCUUCAAAAUAUAGAUUAAUAAUGAAUGUUAUCUGUUUAAACAUCUUAAUUCCAGCGUUUAACUUAAUAAAUCAGAAGAACUGUAACAGUACGAAGAAGUUUGGUUUACAUUGGUGAGUGAACAUGUACAGAUCAAAAUUUAAACAUCUACUGCAAUUCUCAGCUAUAUAGAAAGAUCCUGUCUGCAGACUGGGGAGGACUGCGUGUAGCCAGAGAGUUCGGUAAUGUUACAUGAGUGUAGUCACUUAGUGGGGCAUUGUUGAGAUGUUGUGUAUAAACAAUCUAGAUGUAUAUUGUUUGAACAUGUAUAUUGAUUCAUUAAGGAUGUACUUUUUUGUACUGUCUCCAUAUUUUACAUCUAAUUAAAAAAAUCAUCAACUUA